CCGUAAAAAAAAAUUUGUUUUUGUUUUUUAUGUCUAAUUUUUUAGAAAAAAAAUGACUAAUAAUUUAGAAAACAUAACAGGUCAGAUUGAUAACGAAAUUUCCUCAAAAUUUCUUAAUGAAAUCGAUAAAACAAAAUUACAAUUAAUAAAAGGAUGGUUCAUAGAGCGAAGCUCUCAGUUACAACCAUGGAAAUCUUUUUGUAAUAUAAACAAAUUUUCAAAACCAAAAAAUGCAGGAGAAGUAUCUAAACGAUUGUUCACAAAUAUAAAGAUUUACCAGGGAAACUACAUUGCAGUGUCUGCAAUGCUUAUUAUUUAUUGCAUUUUAACAUCUCCUCUGUUGCUUUUUGGUUUGGUGAUGUCGUUUGGAGGCUGCUACUAUAUCUCAACACGGGGUCAAGGAAAGUCAAUUAAGUUGCUUGGUCGUGAUUUAACAAUUGCUGAACAGUAUGGAUUGGUAUUUUUGAUUUCUCUUCCACUCUUUUUUUUGGCAUCAGCUGGAUCGACUGUGUUUUGGAUAAUAGGUGCAUCAGCUUUCAUUAUUAUUCUUCAUGCAUCAAUGCUUGAGUUGAAAUCAGUUGAUAAUGAUCUUGAAUUACAAGAAGUUAAUAUUUUAUAAGACAAAUGGAACAGUUUGUAACAUUAGAAUUUGACAACAGUCAUCUUUUGUUAUGCUUUGUUUGUUUAUGCACAUAUUACCAAUAAUUGUUACAAUUUUUUGUAAAUUUUUUGGUGGAUUUUUUAAUUAUUUAAAAUAUUUAAAAGGUUUGUUAA
Molecule: messenger RNA, 774 nt
Organism: Hydra vulgaris (swiftwater hydra)
Lineage: Eukaryota; Metazoa; Cnidaria; Hydrozoa; Anthoathecata; Hydridae
Product: prenylated Rab acceptor protein 1
Cellular component (GO): Golgi apparatus
Source: RefSeq, a predicted model, not a curated record